AUGGACUCACCGGUCUCCGGUUUGGUGGCAGAACUGGUCCUACAGGAGUUAGAAAAUAUUGCCUUCCUCCAACAUGAACCGGUGUUUUGGCGACGUUACGUUGACGACACGUUCGUCAUCGUAAAGAAGUACAUGCUGCCACACUUCCACCGCCUGCUCAACGCAGUCUUCCUCGAUAUAAAAUUCACGAGGGAAGAAGAACAGGAACAGCAGUUGCCCUUCCUGGAUGUGCACGUCAGACGAAACCUUAACGGUGAACUUGAAACGACGGUUCAUAGGAAGCAACGAACACCACACAGCUUCUCAGUUUUCACAGCAACCAUCCGGUGGCUCACAAACGAAGCUGCGUGA
Messenger RNA from Spirometra erinaceieuropaei, 351 nucleotides. NCBI's taxonomy places the organism in Eukaryota, Metazoa, Platyhelminthes, Cestoda, Diphyllobothriidea, Diphyllobothriidae. The record is from the annotation of a GenBank genome assembly.